Elgaria multicarinata webbii is the source of this 2774-nucleotide messenger RNA. It is a transcript of the gene RNF138, whose product is annotated as ring finger protein 138. Gene Ontology annotation, biological process: double-strand break repair via homologous recombination; DNA double-strand break processing involved in repair via single-strand annealing. Gene Ontology annotation, molecular function: single-stranded DNA binding; ubiquitin protein ligase activity. The transcript is spliced from 9 exons. The record is from RefSeq and is a predicted model, not a curated record. NCBI's taxonomy places the organism in Eukaryota, Metazoa, Chordata, Lepidosauria, Squamata, Anguidae. Gene Ontology annotation, cellular component: nucleus; site of double-strand break. The coding region runs from base 11 to 925 and encodes 304 amino acids.
GACUAUUGCCAUGACAACCCAAGCCCGCCUGUUGGGAGGAGGCCGCCGCGCUGGCGGCGGCCCAAGAAUUAUGGAGAGCGGUGGUGAGUUUACCGGCUUAGCCCACGGGAGCCAUGAAGAUCCCGGCCCAGUCCCGAGGCCUGUGAUCGACCCUCCCGUUCUCUCCACAGAAAUACCACAUUUUUCUGCCAUGAAUGAGGAACCCGCCACAAUUUGUUUUAAUGAAGAAGACUAUUACUGCCCUGUCUGCCAUGAUGUGUUCAAAACACCCGUGAGGGUUUCCACUUGUCAGCAUGUGUUUUGCAGGAAAUGUUUCCUAAUGGCUAUGAAAGAAGGUGGAACACAUUGCCCGUUAUGCCGAGGCAUUGUAACCAGAAAAGAAAAAGCACGUCCCAACAGAGCCUUAGAUGUUGAAAACAACAUGAGAAAGCUGGUGGGAAGCUGUAGAUGCUGUGACAAACAGGUUAGAUUCUCUCGUAUGAGACAGCAUUAUAAAUCAUGUAAGAAGUAUCAAGAUGAAUAUGGUGUUUCUUCUGUAAAUCCAAACUUAGACAUAUCUCUGGAUUCAACAGGAAUCAGUUUUAGGAGUGAUUCUUCUACUUCGGAAAUUGGAGAAAAUUCUAAUAUACAUGUUCCUGAAGAAGCUACAAGUCUGCAACCUACAUUCAAAUGCCCUCUAUGUCAAGAAAGUAACUUCACAAGGCAGAACUUAUUGAAUCAUUGUAACGACAGGCAUCUUUAUCAAAUAGAUCCAGUAGUCUGUCCUAUUUGUGUGUCUCUCCCAUGGGGUGAUCCUAACCGGGUUACAAUAAAUUUUGUUGGCCAUUUAAACCGAAACCAUUAUGAAGAUUUUAUGAAUCUUCAGAUGGAUGAGGACACUCUGUUUCAAAACGCUGUUGAGGAAUCUUGUCAAGUGAACCUUUGAAGCCUUUAAUUUGCUCACAUCGCUGCCAUCUGCAAGGGGGGAACCUGCAUCUCAUGGUCUCAAUGUUAAUAAACGCGAACUCUGUAUCCAGUUCAAUAGCAAUUGUUCUUUUUCCCUAGUUUAAGUUCAUUUUAUAAUGCUUUUUAUGUAAACCAACAAAAAAGCACAUAUUAAUACAUUUCAGUAUGAGGUAUUUUUUUUCCUCCCAAGUGAUAACAGAAAUAUUUCAAAUAUCUGGGGAAAAUAUAAUUGUCUUUGAGAGAGAAAGAGAGAAAAUAGCUAUUUUUCAGUUGUUGUUGUUGUUGUUUUAAUCCUGUUAUACUUUAGGAUAGUUUUAUUGUACUGGAAAGAGAGUUGAAAUGUUUUAUUAAAAUGCUCAUAAUGAGGGCAAGCAUCUUUGUUUGAAUAGUUACUUUUUCUUUCUUGAAUGUAUUUUGUAUUUUCUGGCAUAUGGUAAAAGAUAAAUGGUUUUCUUCUAGCUCACGACUUAUCUCUGGCUAUUGUCAGAACAAUAGCAUGCAGGUAUUUUCUUACUUGUUGUCAAUGAUCUGUAAGUACAAGGCACAUUUAACUUAAGCCCAACACUAUGAAAGUGGCUGACUGCGCAAUCAUGGGGGGAGAAAGAACCCAUCAUGGGUUUUUUCACCACCCCUACAUGUGCUAAUUGUACACUCGUGAUUUAUAUAAUUACCUGUGAUGCAGUGCAGGUUGCUAUGCCAUCUCGAUUUGGCAUGUGACACAGCAGGGGUGGCUUCAUACUCACCCUACAAGUUGUGGGUUGUAGUGUAGGUACAAAGCUACUCCCUCUGCGCAGUAUACUGGAUUUGAAUUACAUAGAAACUCUCUCUGCAUUGCAGAUAUUUAUGAAAAUUGUGAUUGUGUAACCAGUACAUGUGGAGGCCAGGAAAGAGCCAGUGAUGGGUUCUUUUCCCCCCGUGAUCAUGUGAACCCAGCCAGUGUAGCCACAAUUUAGAAUUUUUGCCAGCUAUGGCAUACUGAGUUUCAUUGCUAUAAAGACAACUGCCACUAUGCUUUCCUCCAGCUCUCUUAAAUUGGUGGAAUUCAUUCACAUUAGUCUGGUUUAGACCUGUUAUUUAUAGUUUUUAGGGAGGGUUUAUGAAAACUUAUUCGAGUUCUUUAAGAAAACCUAGGACAGAAAUGUCAAAUGGUGGCCUUCUGGUAGUUGGUAAUAUUAACCUACUAAGGGAGCAAUCCUAUGGCCUUUAGACAGCAUCUCAGGCAGUGGGGGGUGAGGGGCAUAGGAUACUUUGUAUACCUGGAUCCGACAUUGGAGACAGCACUCUUAUUUCAGUUCUGGGAAUCUGUCCAUGCCCCUCAUCACAGCUGAUAUGGAAAAGACCAUGCCAGCUGCCUCUUCAAAGUUGGGAACUCGACAGUCUCAUGGGCAGAGAAUGGGGGUGGGGGGAACUAGAGAGGCUGGGUUAUGAGCUUUUCUGAGGCCUUUCCAGCCUCCUUCUCUCCUGUUCCACGAUGCCCCAGCUAUAUGGGCAAAGAUGCCCAUGUAGUGAAAAUGCAGAGCGGGAGGAGUGAGUUUGGAGAUGUAGGAACAUCAAGGGUGGAAGUCAUAGGAUUGCGCCCUAAGGAUGUUUUUAUAGAAAUGAAUAAAAGGGCUUUUAUUCAAAAUGCUAUUUGAGGGGCAAUAAAUGUCUUAAGUAUAAUCAUUGUAGUGCUGUAGCUAUCAUUAUAAUUGGGGAUGCGUGGAUUCAGCCAUUAUCACUCCUUUGUUGUUCCAUGUUUCUGUUAUGCCUUGGGUUCCCCCUUGGAUGUUUUCAGGCAAUAAAAGAGAAUUUCAAAUUUUAUAAUGAAUUUGCUUGUGUUUGCUUGCUGU